UGGACGGUUUAGUGUUCGGUUCUUGUGCGUCGGCUUUUUCAGAACAUUACGAAUCGGGCAAUUUCUCUGGCAGUGCAUUCAUUGUGUGUGUGCAUGUGUGUUGACGAAAGUGCUUCAACCGUUAUUAACUGUUAAAUUAAAAGCUCUUCUGCUCAUUGUGCCAAACAAUUGCAAGAAAUAGCUCUUCUCUUCUCUACUCGCAAAAUCAGCAGUGGCCACCCGCGCAGCUGACGCGACACACGACAAAGAAACAGACACAUAACCAAUUAGCAAUUAAAGAGGAGCAGCAAAAAUGGGUAAAGCUCAGAGCAAGCGUUCAAUUGAUAUCACCACCGAUCCGAAAAAGGUUGGCGAGGGCGACGAAGUCGCUGGCAAAGUUGAGAAAAUUGAAGAUGUCGAUCAGACGUCGGCGCCGCCCGCAUUAAAUGGCGAUGCGGCAACGACAAAGGAAAAGAGUCCCGGCGGCAGCGAGGAUGCAGCGGGCGCCGCAGAGAAAAAGGAGACCGAAGAGAACUCUGAAAACGACAAAGAUUUAACCACCGAGAAAAAAACUGCAGAUGCUGAUGUCGCCGCCGGUGAUGCGUCUGCUGAAUCUGCUAAAGAUGAGGCAGUCGCAGCCUCGGGCUCGCUCAAGGAGGGCAGCGGUGCCGAGGAAAUCUCACCUCUGGCCGAUGAGAGCAUCAAGUCCAAGUCCAAGAAGGAUAAGGUGAAAAAGAAAUGGUCAUUCCGAAGCAUAUCGUUUGGCAAAAAGGACAAACAGAAGCCAGCCAAGACAGAGGAGCCUGCCUCGCCAACUGCAGCAGCGGCCGCCGGCGUCGAGUCAGCGCCAACGAAUGGCGAGGCGGAGCGGCCAGCAGAAGCCGAAGGAGCAGCAGGAGCACCAGAAGCAGCUGCCGCAGACAAACAAGAGCAAAGCGCGGACGCAGCACCUGCAGAUGCGGCGACCAAGGUUGAAUCGAAACCCACCGAAAAUGGUGCAGCCAGCAGCGAACAGGAAAAGCAACCACAGGAGCCACAGGCGAACGGAACUGACAAGAUAUCCGCGCCAGCAGUUAGCGAGGAGCCAGUCAAGUCGGAAACUACACCAACCACCAACACCACCGAGUCGAAGGUUGAGGCUGUCGAGCAGAUCGCUGUGCCGGAGCCCGUCAGUAGCAACGAUACCACCGAAGCUGUUACCAACGGUCAUGGCGCAGUCGAGCCCGUAUUGACCAAUGGCGACAAGAACGGUUUGGCUGAAUCCCCAACCGAGCCGGAGGCAGCAGCAGCAGCAGUAACAGGCAACAGUGUGGGUGAGGAGCCGCCGCAUCAUCAGAACGGCGGCACAAAUGGAGUUGGCGAGAACAAUGAGACUGCCACGCCACCGCCAACACCUGUCGCCGAGUCCGAGUCCGAGGCCGAGCUAAUUAAGAACAAGUCGCAAAUCGAGGACGAAGUGCAAGCCGACGCCGACGCCGACGCCGACGUUGACGCCGAGGAAGAACAAGUGGUUGCCGCUAUUAUAGCGGCUGUUAGUGAGCCUUCCGAUUCCGAGGGUUUUGUUUUUAUUGCACCUCCCGCUGAAAGCGAGCCCCAGGCUGAGCUCGUACCCGAAACGGCUGUGGUUUGUGUUUCCCCUGUGCCCAAACUAGAACUUGAAUCCGACGCAACAAUUAUAUGCGUCCCAGAGCCCAAUCCCGCUGAUGCUGAUGUCUUAGUUUCUGUUGCGGCUAGCGCCGAGGCCAAUGUGGUUACAGUUGAGUUUAGUCAGCCACCACCACUGCCCAAGUCUCCGCCGCCGUCGCGUGUUUCGGCAUUUGCAUUGACCACAGACGAUGAGACGCACGACAACGACGAUGACGACAGCUUCGUGAACAUCGAGCAGGCAAAGCAGAAGGACAUUGAUGCACCACCAGCCACAGCGGAGGAUGGUCCACUUUUGGCCGAUAUUGAACACCAGGCGCAUGCAUUUGUUGAGGAAAUAACCGAGCAGGCGGCCGAUAUCGUAACGGAACAGGACAAGCAGAAGGACGAAAUUCUAGAGAACAUCAGUGAGGAGCAAAUGAGUUCUGCCGUAAAGAUUGUUACCGAUGUUGAUGACGACGAUGAUGAUAACAUUGAGACGGAGGCGGAGGAGCAACUGAAAAAACCAGAGCAGGUUGAUGAUGAAAAGCUGGUGGAACAGCCAGAGAUAAUUUGCGAUGAGAAAGCGAAUGAUGAUGUGGCUGAGGACAUCAUCGAGGCAGGGGAUAUUGCUGAACAGCCGGAUGUUAUCAGCGAGAAAAUCAGCGCUGUUGCAGAUGAUCUCAGCUUGCGGGGGAACGAUAGCAAGGUGACAAUUGAAAGUGUGCCGGAGCUGGAGGAUAUGCAAAUAAAUAGCGAUGACGAUACCGAUAACGAUAACAAUAAAAUGAUCAGCAGCGAUAACAGCAGCAGCAGCAUAACAAAGCUGGAUGCAUACGUGGACAUAAAAGAUGCUGCUCAUCUUGAGGAUAUCGCCAAGGAUCUAAAGGAGAAGAACGCCGCGGCAGAUGUUACAACACAGGACCUGCCCGUGACAUGCGAAUAAUACUAAUAAUUAUUAUAUAUAUUACAUAUUAUUAAAAAACCAACAAAAAAUAAAAAAAAAAAAAAAACAAGAAAAAAAUGAUAAAAGCAAAUAAGAAAACAACGCAACGUAAAACCAACAAUUAAAUGAUAAACAAGAGAGCAAAAAAAAGCAAAAUACAUUUUUAACAUUUACAUAUUUUAAUCAUUUUUGUACGAAUUUCAUAUCCCUAAUCCAAGAUUACAUCAGCAUAUAUUCAAGAGCACGAAAAUACAGAAUAUAUGAAACACACCUAACACACCACACAACGAUCGCCACCAACACCAACUUCACCACCACCACCAACAACACCAACUUCAACUCCACCUCCAGCCACGCCCAUCGCCUACCAAUAGUCGAUUGAAACGGGUUUUCAAGUGUUGGUGCAACUGAAUUUUGAUGCUGGCAAUUUUGCAAUCACACGUAAAUUCGUAAAAUAAUCCAUCAACACGCAUUUAUAAGAAAUCACACACACAUAUACACACUCACACACACACGCAUACAUACCAUUGUCAUAUUGAUGAUCAUGAUAUAAAACAAAAAUCAUCCAUGAAAUGAUGAAAUUAAGAAUUUUUUGAAUAUUUUCUACUAUACAUUUAACUGUAAGUUCUAAGAAAUUUGUAAAGAAUUUUUGGACGAAAUAUUGGAUAAAUAUAUAUUAUAAAAUAUAAAACGCAAGUGUGCUCCACUAAAAACUGAACUUGAGCUUUGAUAUUGGAAUGGUUCGAAGAGCAAAAACUGCCUUCCACAAGAAAAACAAAUAAAAUAAUAAUAAUAAAUAUAUAUAGAUAUAAACAAAAAGGCAUGCAACAUUUCAAGUUUUAUAAACUUUUGAGUCCCGAUUUUAAUGCAUUACAAAAAGUAU
Drosophila novamexicana is the source of this 3431-nucleotide messenger RNA. It is a transcript of the gene Akap200, whose product is annotated as A-kinase anchor protein 200. The transcript is spliced from 6 exons. NCBI's taxonomy places the organism in Eukaryota, Metazoa, Arthropoda, Insecta, Diptera, Drosophilidae. The record is from RefSeq and is a predicted model, not a curated record. Bases 293 to 2548 code for a protein of 751 amino acids.